UCUGGUGGUGUUUGCGAAAAUUUUGCAGAUUUACAAGUUGCGUUAUCGACUCUACCGCCUGUUCAGCUAAAUUUAUAUUAGAGUAAACGACCCAUUGUCUGUAGCUAUCAAAUUUCCCUACUUAGCAUGGAACCAAAUCAUAACGUGACCUCUGAAAACGGUAAUAUGGUUGCUGAAGAAACUACAACAAACUCACCUCCUGCGUCUUCUGAACAUGAUAACAAAGAAACGACAAUCAAUGAAAAUGGUGUUGAUUCUCCUCAAAUAAAUAAAAAGUCCCGUCCUACUCCCGAAUCUGUUGCUAUGGACCGUGGAGUACAAAAUAUUGCUCGAAAAGCACACAAGAAUAACAAAGGAGAUGACAAAAAGCUUGUUGAUCUAUUGGUACAUGUGUUCGAUAGUUUGGAAUCACCUGAAAAAAAGAUGGAAGCUCUAGCAAGAAAAUAUGUUCAGCUGGCUGCAGAUCAAAAAUCUACAGAACAAAGACUAGAGGAGUUUGAAACUAAACAUACAAAGAUUAAAAGAGAAAGGGAUCACCUACAAGCAGAAUACAAUAAACUCAUGAUAGCAAAAGGUAAACUUGAAAGUCUUUGUCGAGAACUUCAAAAGCAUAAUAAACAAAUAAAGGAAGAGACACAGCGUAGAGCUGAAGAGGAAGAUCGGAAACGAAAAGAGUUAUCUCAAAAAUUCCAAUCUACAAUAAGUGAUAUAACGUCACAGAUGGCGGAUAAUCACAAACGUAACCAGCAGUUGAAACAAGACAAUAACGAUUUGGCCCAAAAGCUGAAGGGACUUGUAGAGCAAUACGAAGUGAGAGAGCAGCACAUAGAAAAAGUAUUAAAGGCUAAACAACUGGAGCUACAAUUGUGUGAAGCUAAACUACAACAACAAAAUCUCAUCGUUCAAGAAGAAAUGGAAAAUCAUUUGAAGGAGAAACACGGUGUUCUUGAAGAAUCGUUGAUCUAUAAAAAGAAAUGCGAAGAAUUAUUAAAAACCGAAGCAGAACUUCGUGCGCAGUUGGCACUGUAUACAGAAAAGUUUGAGGAGUUUCAAACCACACUGACGAAAAGUAACGAGGUGUUUGCGACGUUUAAAAAAGACAUGGAUACGAUGACGAAAACAAUUCGUAAGUUGGAGAAGGAAUCUAACAUGUGGAAGACGCGUUGGGAAAACACCAAUCACUCCUUACUUCAAAUGGUUGAAGAGCGGACUCAAAAUCAAACGACAAUUUCAACCAUGAAAGGGAAGGUUGAUAAAUUGGAAAAGUUAUGCCGUGCUUUGCAGACUGAAAGAAAAACAUUGAGACAACAACUACAAGAAGAAAAGCCAAAUGGUGUUACUUCGCCUGAACCACUGUCUGAUAUCAGCGAUCCUCAAGUGAGCAGUACCACCCCCUCUCCACUUCCCGAUGUGCUCCCUCCACCUACCGAUACGCCACAGUCGCAAGAUUCGGAGCAGGUUGGAGAAAAUGAUUUACCAGAAGCCGAUAAGCAGCUGAGUAAAGAUGGAAAUGAAGAAAAAUCUCCUGAGAAUACAAAGGACAAAGAAGCACAAUAAUUUUCUUGAAUAAGUGUGAACCUUGUUUGUAUAAAAGAAUAAUUUUUACUGAACAUAUUUUAAAAGCUUA
Molecule: messenger RNA, 1627 nt
Organism: Hydractinia symbiolongicarpus
Lineage: Eukaryota; Metazoa; Cnidaria; Hydrozoa; Anthoathecata; Hydractiniidae
Product: alpha-taxilin-like
Exons: 12
Coding region: 127-1557 (476 amino acids)
Molecular function (GO): syntaxin binding
Source: RefSeq, a predicted model, not a curated record